UUUUUCCAACUAUGUUACAACAAAUUUUAAUUUUUUAUGUUUUCUAGUCAUAAUACGGAUGUAGAAAUAUUCUACUUAAACCAAAUUGUAAUAGUAAUUAAUGUACAAUAAAAUUGUUGUGGAGUGAAAAUUAUUAAACUUUGGCAUAGUGUGAAUAAUUUGCCGUAUAUGGAUCUAGAUUUAUAAAAAAUAUUGGCAAUAUAAAAUUUGAUGUUUAUUUAAAACAAUAAUAAAACAAAUUGAAAUCAAUAAUACGACCUAAAGCUAAAAGGUGCGAUAUCAAAGGAUUAGUCAUAUCUUAUUUGAUAUAAAAAGGUGUCAUCUGCUGGAAAUAUAUAUAGUCCUUUAAUAAAAUAACGCUAUUUCUCGUUAAGAAAAACUAAUUGACUUACAGGAAUUAACUACAAGUUGUUGUCUUCUUCAUUUGGAUCAAAAAGUUAAAGCAACCGAAUUCUAUAAUUCAAAUUUCGAUUGGAAUUGUUGAUUGACAAUAACUGCAUUGAUUAAUUUCUGGUCACAGUUUUGAAUAUAAACACUUGAAAGUGGUAAUAAGUAAACCUAUAAAAAUGUCUAAUGAAGAUGGAAGCGAAGAUCGUCUCACAAAGAGUGAGUUUGCUGAAUUAAUUCAGCAUUUAUCGGUGCAAGAAAUUCUAUCAAUAGAGUAUCGUAUUGGUACUAAAUGGAGUAAGUUGUUUUCGCGUAAUAAUGUGUCACCACAGCUAUUUGUAUGCAAUCUAUGUGUUCUUGAUACGAGUUCAUUUAAAAAUUUGCUUGCACAUAUAGAUGGUAGAAAACAUAAACUACAAAUGGAAAGAGUAAAUCAAUUAUAUCACUCUGAUUAUACAUAUCCUAAAUGUAAUAAGAAAGAGCUUGUAGAUAAAACUCUAACAAAAUUUUCUGAAAAUUCUUCAUCAAGUUCAACAUUCAAGGGUGUUCCAAAUAAGACAUCCCUAGCAACAGGUAAUGAAAAAUUGGAAAACAAAAUGCUGCAAAACAAGACAAAAACUAAAUCAAAUAUCAAUUUAGGUAAUAAUAAUGCUGAUAAAACUUGUAUAAUUAAUAACGAGAAUGAAACUAAUGAUUCGGUAAAGAUACAAUCAGCUAUCAUUGAGAAGGAAAGUGAAAAUGAUAAUGGGUAUGCAUGUAAUGAAAAAGAAAGGGAUAAAAGUUUGACUGCAUCUAAGAUUAUAAGUUCUGAUAAAUGUAAUCAGAAUGAAGCUAAUAAUGUCGAAACGGUAAAUCUAAAGCCUAAUAUCGAAGCGAAAUCAUCAAAAGUUUCGGAUUCGGAAAUAUUAAAUUUAGAGCGAAGUAUGAAAGAAAGAAAGCAGUUGUCCCCGAAAAUUGCAGAAAAAAUACCUUUGGCAGACAAUAAAACUGCAGAAGAAAAUAAAAAAGAGGUAAAUAUUGUAAUUAACUCGGCAGAGAAAAUCCCGGAAGAAACAAUACAGAAGAGUCCUGAUGUUUCAGAAAAAAGAUACUUGCCUGCCAAUAAAAUUGUAGAAAUGAAGGUAAAAAAAGCAAAGAUUGUAAUUAACCCAGCAGCUGCGUUAUCAUUAAAGGAAAACUCGAUAAAAACAAAUGAAAACAAAGAUGAAGAUGGCAAUGAAAAACACCAGUACCAGAAAAAUAAAAUUAUAAUACCAACCAUGCACAAAAGUAAAUCACAAAAAGAUAAUAAAUCUUCACCACCAUCAUCAAUGAGCACACCGUCUAAUAACCUGCCGAACUUUUCUGUGAAAUCAUACAGUUCUAAUCCCAGUGAUAACGAUAUUCAUGGAAUUUUAGGAGUGGAAUACGUUAUUAAAAUCCUAAAAAGUCGUCAUGACAUCUCCCCUCGUUAUGAAUGCGGUUUAUGUGAACUCGUACUUGAUGGAUUUGCCAUGCAAAAACAUCUGGAAGGAUACAAUCAUCGUUUGAAAUUUUGUGAAAAACAUUUUCCAACAGCAAUACGUCAUUAUCGGCAAUAUAUGCAAAAUAUUCCAGACUCUGAGUUGUUUAAAGUAAUGACACCAGUACUCGCAAAGCUGGCGGUAGCAAUUGAACAACAUCAUGGCAGAAAUUUACCAUACGAAUGUUACGAAAGAGAUUUUAACCUGAAUCGUCACGAAAUACUUGCAAAGGCAUUUUCGUGUCGACACGCCUCAGAACAGUAUGGUCCGACAUUCACUCAUGUAGUUGGAUCAAAGGAAAUCGAUGAAUUUAUUAAUAAUAGACACACGUAUUUUCCAACCUCAUCAUCUCGAACUACUAUAUUUGAUACGAAACCCGGCAGUACCAGUAGAAAAUCUGAUUUGCCUCAGCAAAAUUUUCGAACUGCUGACAAAGAAUAUAACUCACGAGAUCGCCAUCGACAUGCUGGAAGAGAAAAUUUAAUUUCAUAUGUAUCACAACGUGUAGACCAUACAUAUAAAUCAUAUAUGUCAUCUGGGUUAUAUGAAGAUAUAUAUCCCCCCGUAAUUACUUACAAUCAAGUAGAUAAUAGAAAUGUUACUCAACAAGUCGAUGAUGAAACAUACAAACUUAUGGUUGACGACUUUCUUAAGGGAACCUUAAAGGGUAUUUCAGGAACAAGUAAAUCGCGUGAUCAUCGCAAACGUUCCUCUUCUCCAGUGCAAAAUUUGAGCUUGGGAAAACGAAAAUCAUUAUCUCCUCUUCGUCAAAAUGAUAUUUGGCAAGCUUACCGGCACAUGGUUGAUCAGGAACUGCAUAACCUUGACGAACGAUUCAAACAAUAUCGUAUAGACCCUGAAACGCAUCCGUCUUACAAUGAUGAAUGGCAGAAGUUUUGGAAACGCCGUAAAGACGAGUUGGUAAAGGCCGGCCUUGAUCAUCGCAAAUAUAACUAUCAACCCGAGUGGGUGAGAUUCAUAAAAAUUCGCUUAGAAGAGUUGUAUGGACAAGAAGUUGAAAAUCUUAAAAUUAAGUCUCGCGAACGUCUUUGUCUUCCAUUGACAAAUGACAAUGUAACUGAACAAAAAUAUCAAAUUCAGACCCCGAAAAAUGUAACUUCUAACGAAACAACUACAUCAUGUAAUUCGGAUUCAACUGCCGGUUUAAACACUAAUCCAGCAUCAAUACCUUCUUCAGGAGACAACGUCCCACAGGUUGUAUCAGUAUUGAGGUUAAUGACAGCCCUAGAAGACAGCUUGGGAAGUUUGGGACCUAAAAUCAUAGAUCUGUUUUCAAAAGCUUUACAAGCUGAAAAAACGAAUCCUUCACAUGUUAAUGCAAUCAUACUCAAUGAUGAUAACUGUUCCUUGAUUGAAACAGCCAAAGAGAAGUUCAAGGGAUUAAUAAUCACUGGACUUUUCGAAGGAUCAAAAAAGAGAGUUUUGAAGCAGGUAGUCAACGAUGCAGAGGCUCUUCUCAAAUACGCUAACCAAUUUCGACAACUGUUGGCAACUCAGCGUUCAUCCAUUGAGUUUUCAAUAAAUCGAUCACAAAGCAAUUCAUCCUUUUUACUUGACUCCGCCUGCGUUAAUACUUCUGGUGCUCUUAAAAAUCAAGGAACAAAUCCUUUAGCAAAAAAAUCUCACACAUCGUUAUCCACAACUGAAAAUUUGCUUUCGGGGGUGGACAAGAAGGAAUUGGCAUCUAAGUUGGCUGCAUCGCUCGUAGCACAGGGAAAAACUGAUUUUGAUCCGCAACAGUUACAGCAGCUUAUUGCAGUUUAUAAAUUAAUUGAAAAAAAGAAACGUGAAAACGCAGGUAGUUCUCAAACCAACAAAAGUGGUUAUUCCUUGUCAGAAUCGGCUUCUUCGACUAAAAAAACUUUAUCUGAUACUCUCUCGGAUUUACUAAAAUCGCCUUCGCCAUCAUAUGCAAACACCGGGAGUGUCCAAAGUCUUCCUAGGGCACCUCAUUUAAAUCAAACAAUGGGUGGCAGACAAUUUUCUUCAAAUAUUGCUGACGUAAUUCACGAAAAUAAUUUAAGUAAUCCAACAGCAAUUAGAAACUAUUUCCCAUCAAGUGUUUUGCAAAAUUCAAGUGACAAUUACUUUAACAAUGCAGCUCAAUCAACGGCCAAUACAUAUGGUGUAAGUGGAGGUGGAGGGGGAAACCAAUUAGAACCGCAUUGUGAUUAUGGUUUAAAUUAUACGAACAACCCACAACAAACAAACUCCAGCAUGAGAGAUUCAUACAACAACCAACAAUACCAGAAUGGUAACAGGAUGACCGCACAAAAUUGGGGAUGGAACUCUAAUUUGGAAUCAAAUCAAAACUACAAUAUGGGUGGACCCAAUAACAAUUACAAUCAAAACUCCAAUUGGCAACAUUUUUAAUUAUAAUUGUAUUAAAGGAUUAGUAUUUAAUUAAAUUGUUUUAUUUAAUUAUAAAAAAGCUGUGUACUGCAGCAUGAACAUCUUUAA
Lucilia sericata (common green bottle fly) is the source of this 4370-nucleotide messenger RNA. It is a transcript of the gene TTLL5, whose product is annotated as tubulin polyglutamylase TTLL5. The record is from RefSeq and is a predicted model, not a curated record. Gene Ontology annotation, cellular component: cilium. Gene Ontology annotation, molecular function: tubulin binding; tubulin-glutamic acid ligase activity. Gene Ontology annotation, biological process: microtubule cytoskeleton organization; protein polyglutamylation. NCBI's taxonomy places the organism in Eukaryota, Metazoa, Arthropoda, Insecta, Diptera, Calliphoridae. Bases 567 to 4283 code for a protein of 1238 amino acids. The transcript has 2 exons.